GUGUGUGUGUGUGUGUGUGUGUGUGUGUGUGUGUGUGUUGGUGAACACAUGCUGUAGUGUGUGAUGGACAGGUCAGUGGUGUGGGCGGAGCCUCUGCACAGGUGCAUGCUGGUCCUGACCUGUACUCUCCUGCUGUGUGAGGUCAUCGCUGGACGUCUGUGUAACUCGCUCAUGAACACAGUGGACAGCUUCCACACCCUCUACAUCCUCAUUGAUAUGAUCAGCUCCCAGCGAGGUUCUGAGGAGAACCCUGGCAUCUCCGCACAACCUAGGACAACAGAACCGGGGGAGGAGUCGUGUCCCAACCUCUGUGCUGAGGAGAGCCACACAUCUCCUCUGUCUGAUGGAUCUCAGUAUACUAGGAUCCGCCUGCAGCCGGUCGGAGGUCUGAUCUCAGCUCUGAUGCUCUCCUCACUCUGUGUGUCUUUCAGCUUUCAUAUCUUCAGUCACACUCUGCAGCCUCAGCCUAUACAGCGCCCUCUACUGGCCACGGCUGUGGGUGCAUGGAGUCUGCUGUUUAAUCUUCUGCUGCUGGUGUGGAGAAGAGCGAGACAGACAGAUGCAGGAGAUAAAGAUCUCAGAAAAGGUGGGACAGAAGCUCCUUUAACUCCAGCGGGUUCUCCUCAGGGUAGAGUGCUGAUGUUCUGUAACCCCGGAGUGUCCAGUGUUCUCCAUCCAGACUCUCAGGACCAGACCUUUCCUCCUCAGAACAUCUCCGUUUCCCAUGAUUCCUCUCACACAGAAAUGUUCAGAGCAGAGCCUCAGAGCAGCAGAGGUUCCGCUCACACUGCAGGUGACAUGAGUGAGUGCAUCAGGAACAUCAUCACAGUGUUCCACAGCCUCCUGGGUUCUGCUCUGAUUCUUCUGAAUGGAUUACUUCACCUUCUCAGCACGAGAUUCCAGGAGAACUGGGGUGUGACUGUGUACCUGGACCCAGGGUUCUCCAUGCUCACCACGCUGGUUCUGUUAGCAGUGGUGGUUCCUGAGCUCCGGCGUCACGUCUUCCUCCUGCUGCAGGCAUCUCCAGCAGGCCUGAGCAUGGAGGAGCUGGCGGUGGAGAUCAGGGGUGUCCCUGGUGUCUUAGACGUGCAUGAGCUCCACGUCUGGCAGCUCACUGAGACAUGCAUUGUGGCCUCAGUGCAUGUUUACUGGCCAUCAAGUCUGAGUGCACUCGAGUGUUCUCAACUCCUGAGGAGCAUCACAGAGGUGCUGAGGAGGUUUGGGGUGAAGCACUGGACCAUACAGCCUGAGUUUCUGACCUUUGACCCAGAGGACGCUGCGUUGCGGCCAGACUGUGCGCUGCACUGUGGGAAAGCGUGUGUGAGGAAGAUGUGCUGUUUACCUCCAGAGGAACAUUUCAGCUCCACAACUGUCCACGUGACCCACAGUUAGAAGCAGAAGGUCAUCAGGACACACACUUAUAACACUUAUCUGCUCUGUCACACACAGAUCACUGCUCAUGUUUCUG
Messenger RNA from Tachysurus vachellii, 1468 nucleotides. Its product is annotated as proton-coupled zinc antiporter SLC30A1. The record is from RefSeq and is a predicted model, not a curated record. The transcript is spliced from 3 exons. Gene Ontology annotation, biological process: intracellular zinc ion homeostasis; detoxification of zinc ion; zinc ion transmembrane transport. Gene Ontology annotation, molecular function: zinc ion transmembrane transporter activity; calcium channel inhibitor activity. NCBI's taxonomy places the organism in Eukaryota, Metazoa, Chordata, Actinopteri, Siluriformes, Bagridae. Gene Ontology annotation, cellular component: Golgi apparatus; endoplasmic reticulum; membrane. Bases 64 to 1392 code for a protein of 442 amino acids.